AUGCGACCUCAAGGUGAUGUUGUGCGCCCACCGCAGCCAGCAAAACCUGACAUGAAUUUGCACAGCGUGGAUGAAAACCCUAUGCCGCAGAAGGGGAUCGCGCCGCCUGCAGAAAAACCCAAACCUGCACAGCUUCCGUCACGCAAGGAGUCAGCCAACCCUGUUGCUGCUUCGACUUCAGGUCUGUCUAGGCAUGAAAACAGGACUAUCCAUGUGGAUAUUUUGGCUGUGGUUGGAGAGAAGACUGUUGAAUCUUCCUCGACUGAGCCGGCUGCGGCAGAACCCGAAGCGGGGCAUGCUGCGACAGAAAAUCUGAAUCAAUAA
This is a messenger RNA of Oldenlandia corymbosa var. corymbosa, 324 nucleotides long. Lineage: Eukaryota; Viridiplantae; Streptophyta; Magnoliopsida; Gentianales; Rubiaceae. The record is from the annotation of a GenBank genome assembly.